AUGGGGAUAUCUUUGGAUAUAUCUACAAUAGUAGACAACAUGGAUAUACGUGAGGGAGCUUUUAAAAGUAUGCGUAAUCUUCGAUUUCUAAGCAUAUACAAGGCAAGAUAUGAUGCAAAUGUUAGGGUGCAUGUACCCGAGGACAUGGAUUUUCCACCUCGUCUGAGGUUAUUACGUUGGGAGGUAUACCCUAGAAAGUGUCUUCCUCGUACAUUCUGUCCCGAAUAUCUUGUGGAACUCGAUUUUCGAAGGAACCUUCUUGAGAAGCUUUGGGAAGGAACCCAGGUUGGUAUCUAUAUUUGUGUUUACAUUUCUAUGAAAAUACUUGCGACAUUAGCAAUCAAACACGAGAAAUUUAAAAUAAAGUUUAUUUAG
Molecule: messenger RNA, 375 nt
Organism: Eruca vesicaria subsp. sativa (arugula)
Lineage: Eukaryota; Viridiplantae; Streptophyta; Magnoliopsida; Brassicales; Brassicaceae
Source: the annotation of a GenBank genome assembly